Messenger RNA from Spirodela intermedia, 6116 nucleotides. The record is from the annotation of a GenBank genome assembly. Lineage: Eukaryota; Viridiplantae; Streptophyta; Magnoliopsida; Alismatales; Araceae.
AUGCAACGAACUCCCCCUCCAACUUCAUAUUUGUCGCAUCUUGUUGUUUGUGCGAUCCCUCUAUAUCCCUCCCUUCUUCCCUCUACCUCUCUCUCUCUCUCUCUCUCUCUCUCUCUCUCUCUUCCCUUCUCAGGUCGCGUGCAGUCACCGACGUAUAUCUUCUUCUCCUUUUUCCUACAUAAUUUCAUAAAAUGCAUUGUAAAGAGGGCUCUUUGGGAUCGUCUCAGAUUCUAAAUUCCAAGAUCUUUGCAGACGAACAGUAUAGAGGUAGGAAAUGAUUUUAUGAAUUGGGAGAGAUGCUGAUUUGGCGAGACCUUGUUGUGUAUGCCUUUCAGCUAUUGCUUACAUUAGGUUAAUUAUGUGAGGAAUGUCUUUGAUUCAGAAGCAUGCGCAGAUAUAUAUGUAUAUCUAACCAAACAGUAUUAUUAUAGGAUGGAGUUGACCGCCCUCAUGUCACCUUCGACACCGUCAAGGAAAUGCAGUCGCCCCGGUUCCGUGCCAUCAUGAGGGCAACGAGCGGCCCUAAGAGGCGGCUCUGCGUCGACGUCAAGAGCUUCUCUCACGAGUUGAAUUCCAAGUGUCCACUACAUUAUCAUUAUCGGAUUCAACGUGCCGAGGUAUAACUUGGAAGUUGAGGAGAAGAAAGAUGCUUGAUUAUAUUAUUACCCAUGUAACAAGGGGUGAUAGUGCGCACAUGGAUAAUUUAAUUUCUUGUUACAGGAUACAAAAGAAAAAAUGAAGUUGAAAUUUAGUCGCUUGAAGGACGAGGUCAACUCAGAGUUGGAAAUUUUCGCUGGUGAUCUAAUUGGAUUUCUCGAGAAGUCGGGAAAUGAUCAUCCUAAGUGGAGGGAGACGGUAGAAGACCUAUUGAUCAUCGCCCGGGAAUGCGCUGAAAUGUCGUCUGAUGAAUUCUGGUCAAGAUGCGAACUAAUUGUUCAGAAUGUAGACGACCGCCGGCAGGAACUGCAGAUGGGAACCCUGAAACAGGCCCACACACGUAUGCUCUUCAUCCUCACUCGCUGCACCCGCCUAUUGCAAUUUCAAAAUGACGGAGCUCUUCCCGAGGUCGACCAUAUUCUUGGCCUUCACCAAUUGAGCGACCUGGGUGUCUAUCCUAGGGGAGUAAUCAGUCACAAUGUGAAAAAUUUGAUAAGUACAAAGGAUAUGAUGCUGAAGGAUAAGCCCACACAGAUGUUGACUCAACAAAGUGUUUCACCUGGAAGUAGGGACAGGAUAUCUUCAUGGAAAAAGCUGCCUUCAUCUGCAGAAAGAAAUAUGAAAAAGAACGAGGAAGUGAAUGAUGAUGUCUCUAUUGAGAAAGGAGGCUCUUUGACACUCGCGAGCAAAACUAGGAUUGGACAAGACGGGAAAGCUAGAAACAACCAGCAUGCCUCAAGCUCUCCUAAGAAGUUAGAUGAUUCUUUAGAUUCAUCUUCAAUAAUCCGAGAAUACAAACAUGCACAGCUUGAUGGAGAGUUAGCUAUGAUUUGCCGCAUUUGUGACAUUCGAAUACCAAGAGCACAAGCAGAAGAGCACUCUAAUAUUUGUGCAGUUGCCAAUAAAUGUGAUAUAAAGGGUUUGAGCAUAAAUGAGCGCUUGAAGAGAGUUGCUGAGGUUCUUCAAAAGAUAUUAGAAUGUUGGUCUUCGAAGAGCGUCGAGACUGCAUCAGUCGUCCAUGAUUUUUCAGACGUUUCUACAUCAAAUAUGGCAGAAUUAUCUGAUGCUUUCUCACAAACUCAAAAUAACUCAUGCCAUCCAUUGUCUAACAUUGAAGUAGAUUAUUCUCCAAGAUAUUCUGAAUCUAGUAAUAUAAGCAACAUAGACAAUAUUCCAAUAAUUAUAUGCAAGAGAGACACCCAAUCAGUGGCGUCGUCAUCAACAGGAAGCCGUACGCCACGGUCGUCUCCAUCAACACCAAGGCACGCACAUAUGGACUUCCUGAUAACUAGCAGUAUAUUUUCAGAAAGAGAGAACUUUCAACAGGUCUUUUAUCAAUUUUUUCUCUUUCAAAUAAUACUCAAGAAAUAGCACAUUAUUUUGAACUGAAUUUUUUUCUUUUUGUGGAUGACCUUAUUUUCCUAGUUAAGCGGUUGUAAAUAGUGUGGUCAUUCAUUUGAAUGUCACUCGAUGUGUAUGGUUUAUAAAAAUUAAUAUUUUUUCUGAAUAUUUCUUCAUUCAAGUAAUAAUUCAGUUGAUUUUUAUGAAAUGUCAUAACCACCAUAAUAUACUAAUCCCAUUCACCACAAGCGUAACCACUCUUGAUAGCCUUGACAUACUUUGGCAGCUUCUCUAAUCCUAUUGCCACCAUAAUAUUUUUUUGAUCUCCCUUUACUGUUAUUGAUCGCAUGAGCUUUUAGAAGAGCAGCUAACUUUACUUAGCUUUAUCUACUCUGAAGAUAAGAAUUUAAGUUUUGAGUAUUUCAAUUAUCUUAUAUGUGGUGAUGCCUACCUCGAUAAAGUAAUUUUUUUUAAUAUUUACAAAUAUGUAUUAUCUAACACUUUCCUCCAAGAUAAGAAAAUAGAUUAUAUUCCAAUGGUAAGUUCAAAAUAUCUAGAUGCUACAGAUAUUACUCAUCCACAUGAUUUCGUAGGCUCUAUAUUUUUUUCAUCUUGCAUAUUUUACUUGAUUCAAUCCUCUUCGAACUUUACAAAAUAAUUUUAUUUUCAAAACUUAUUUUGAUAAUAUUGUGUCAUGCUUUCACUAAAACUGCAGAUACAUGAAAUGUUGGAUAUUGUUCAUUAUGUCUUAAGUACAAAUGAUGACGAUUAUAGCUCAUUGAAUUAUUUGCACUCAUGCUUGGAAGACCUGCAAGAAAUAAUUCAAUACAAGAAGGUGGAUGCCCUUGUUGUUGAGACAUUUGGUCGGCGAAUUGAGAAGCUUCUGAGGUGAGUUGCCUUUCUUGAUGUAAUUCUAAAGAGUGAUGCUCCCUUACGAACUUAAAGAAAGAAAUUAUUCAAUUUUUAUAUUUCAGGCUCAGACUCUGUGAACAAUAAUCUAAUGCUUUUUUCAAGAUGAUCAUCCUAUUUAAAUUAUUUAUUUUGGGAUACAUUAUUAUUCGUUAAUGCAUUAUUAUAUUCAUUACUAUUUUUUUCUUAAUUAUCUUUAAACCUUGAUUUAGUGCUUAAAUAAACCUCAUAUGUGGCAGGGAAAAAUACACGUAUAUUUUACAGCAGAUCGAUGAUGGACAUAUAGAUCCCACUUCUGUCAGCAUGAUUAAUGGUGGUUCUUCAGAAAUUGAAAUGGGUCAUCGCUCACGUCCAAGCACCAUUUGUUCAAAAUUGACGGACCGGACAAGUAUUGAAGAUUUUGAAAUAAUAAAGCCAAUUAGUAGAGGAGCGUUUGGAAGAGUUUUUCUUGCAAAGAAAAGAGUUACAGGCGAUCUUUUUGCUAUUAAGGUAGCCUAGCAUUAAUAAUUUUUUGUAACAUUCCAUGAUUUUCACCAGUGAUUAUCUAUUUCUCAUUUUUAUUGUUAUAUCAAACAAUUACAUAGUACAUUCACAAAAUCAGAAGUGGAUAAAAUUUUCAUAUGGUUUUUGAGAGUCGUCAUGCGAAAGCAUACGGUCCAAAAGCUACUGUAGAUCUUUCCUUUGAUGGACUGUAUUAUGCGUGCAUUAAGAGAAAUAUAUAUCAUGGCAGCCACAUAACUGACGAUAAUAAGUUUUCCAUCGACUUGCAAUCUUAGUUCCAUAUGUGACAAGAAAAUAAUGCAAUCACCAUGAACAUUACCAUUAGACAUGGAAGUUGGCUUAGUAUCAGUGACCUUUUUCUCCCAUUGGACAUUACCAUUGCCUGCAUAAGCUCAAGGCCUAGUAUUUGUUCUAAUAGAAUGGAAAAUAGCUAACUUUAACUGAUUAUACUCAUUAUAUUUAAGGUUUUGCUCAGGAAAAGUAUACUCAGUUUAAGAAAUUUUAUUGACAUGAAUUAUUUUGAUGUAUCACUAACUUGGACAUAGGUUCUCAAGAAAACCAACAUGAUUCGCAAAAAUGCAGUGGAAAGUAUUUUGGCAGAGCGAAAUAUCCUCAUUUCUGUUCGAAAUCCUUUUGUGGUGAGAAAACCUCUCGAAUUUUGUUCAGUAAAUUAUGAGGAAUAUUUUUACAACAUAUUUAACUUUGCUCAUCAUUUCAAUCGUCAAACAGGUGCGUUUUUUCUACUCCUUUACGUGUAGGGAAAACCUUUACUUGGUCAUGGAGUACCUAAAUGGAGGGGACCUUUAUUCCCUACUAAGAAAUCUAGGAUGCUUGGACGAGGAUAUGGCUCGAACUUAUAUAGCCGAAGUUGUAAGAAUAUUUUUUUCUCUUUUUUUUCUGCAAACGCGAUAGUAAAUUAUAUUUAUAAACAGACAUUAGGUUCGGUGGCCAAUCAUCAAACCCACUGAAUGUCUAUUUGGUCGUGAACUACUUUCAGGUUCUCGCAUUGGAGUACUUACACUCCUUGAAUGUGGUCCAUCGAGACCUCAAACCAGACAAUCUACUCAUUGCGCACGACGGCCACAUCAAGGUUGGUGACCCCAGUCCUCUUUCUGUUUAAUUUUAUUUUCCAAGUUUCUUUUCUCAUCCCCAGUUAUUUAAAAAGAGCGUACCUCGUCCUCCUUGUAGUUGACUGAUUUUGGGCUAUCAAAGGUUGGCCUAAUCAACAGCACCGACGACUUAUCAGGCCCAGACUUGAGCAAUUCCUCGCUCUUGGGAGAUCAGAAUCCUGAAACCCAGACCCCAGAACAGGUUCUCAAACGAGAACAGCGGCAGGAUCAAUCAGUCGUCGGUACCCCCGACUACUUGGCCCCGGAAAUACUUCUUGGGAUGUCGCACGGUACUUAUUGCCGCUUCCAGAGAUAUAAAUCUUCAUUAUCUUAUCAGCACAUUAUUUACACUUUCCGUGAGGUUUUAAUUAUAGGCCCCAGCGCGGACUGGUGGUCCGUUGGGAUCAUUCUGUAUGAGCUGCUCGUCGGCAUUCCGCCAUUCAGUGCGGAGCAUCCCCAGGUUGCCGCCGCGCCAUUUUCUUCUUUGUGCAUCAAGUUUAAUCUGUGGGGUUAAUUUGCUCUCUUUCUGCAGAAAAUAUUUGACAACAUCAUGAACCAUAAUAUAACUUGGCCUUCAGUACCCGAUGAAAUGAGCCAUGAAGCGUAUGACCUCAUCAGCAAGUAAUCCUGGCUCUCGCAUUAGUUUUUGGAUUUAAUCUUAUCAGUUUUUUUCACGCAUCGAAUAUAUAUUGCACUGAUCAGAAGCAACUUUCAAGUGGCGUAAGUAAUCGGAAACAUAUAUGAUAUUAGUUGAAUUCAAAUGAUCUCCAGGUUCCUGAUUGAGAACCCGCUCCAGAGACUCGGUGCGACGGGGUCCGCUGAGGUAAGCUCCGUCCCAAUUUCAUGAACAAUCGGUUUACAUGGAAGGGUUAAACACCAAACCAUUUGGACAGGUCAAACGCCACCCUUUCUUCAAGUGCGUCAACUGGGAGAUGCUGGCUAAGCAGAAGGUCGUCCAAUCGAGCCCCACCACCCACCCGCUUCUCUCUCUGCCGGCGCCACCAGCGCCGCCUUCGGCAGCCCCUCUGAACAGGCCAUCUUCUUCAUAGCGCAGGCGGCGUUCAUCCCCUCCACGGAAGGCGAGGACGACACCAGCUACUUCACGUGCCGCCACACGUGGAACUCCACCGUCCGCUCGCCUGUCAACGACUACGACGACGGCACCGACUCCUGCGGAAUGAGCUGCGACAGCACCCCGCGCAGCUACGACCUCGACGAAGACGUAGGCCGGAGGCGACCGCAGCCGCCGUCUUCCUCUUCUCUCUGAGAAUCCAAAACGUUUCCGCGCUGACCCUAUGAAACUCCUCGUCUUUGUGUCGGUAGGGGGACGAAUGUAGCAGCUUGGCGGACUUCGCCGGCGGCGGCAACCUCUCCGUGAAGUACUCUUUUAGCAACUUCUCAUUCAAGGUAACGGUCUCCCGACGCCACCGGAUAGUUUCCUCGCUGGGAGGGGUUCAGACAGAUAACGGCCGCUUCUUUAUUUUUAUUUUUUUCCUUCCGCGUGGGCAGAACCUGUCUCAGCUGGCUUCCAUGAAUUACGACCUGAUAAUGAAGAACAACAGCAGCUCCCCGCCGCCCGCCAAUGCCCUGAAAUCGUAG